This is a messenger RNA of Branchiostoma floridae (Florida lancelet), 4668 nucleotides long. Its product is annotated as regulator of nonsense transcripts 1-like. The coding region runs from base 177 to 3515 and encodes 1112 amino acids. NCBI's taxonomy places the organism in Eukaryota, Metazoa, Chordata, Leptocardii, Amphioxiformes, Branchiostomatidae. Gene Ontology annotation, biological process: nuclear-transcribed mRNA catabolic process, nonsense-mediated decay. Gene Ontology annotation, cellular component: cytoplasm. Gene Ontology annotation, molecular function: ATP binding; hydrolase activity; zinc ion binding. The record is from RefSeq and is a predicted model, not a curated record. The transcript is spliced from 24 exons.
UUUCUAUUACAUCAUCAAUCUGUGUGAAAAUGGCGCGAGUGUCGUGGAAUCUGUGACGGUUUCGUUAUAGUUCUUUUCGAUAUUUCCUUGUGUUUUUCCAGAAAAUUAGACGUUUUGUAUAUAUCUACACAAAGUAACGCAUUCUGUAUAUAAGUAGAAAUAUAAGAGAUACAAAAAUGAGCAGCGUCGAGGCGUAUGGACCGAGUUCUCAGUCGCUAACUUUCCUAGAAACUGAAGAGAACGACCUGCUUAUGGGAGCGGACACGCAAGGGACCGAGUUCGACUUCACGGACUUCACCCUUCCCUCCCAGACUCAAACCCAGAGUCAGGCAAGUCAACUGGAGCACCAGAAUCUCCAUAGCCAGGUGAAUGGACAAGAUGGCUCCCUGCAGAACGGGCUGGAUGAUGGGAUCGGGGCUGCUACUCAGGCCAUGGGAGAGCUUAACUUUGAGGAAGAGGAGGAGGAGGACACUUACUACACCAAGGACCUGCCAAACCAUGCCUGCAAGUUCUGUGGUAUCCAUGACCCCAACUGUGUGGUGAUGUGUGGAAUGUGCAAGAAGUGGUUCUGUAACGGCCGUGGCAACACCUCUGGCAGCCACAUCAUCAACCACCUGGUGAGGGCCAAGCACAAAGAGGUGACCUUGCACAAGGACGGAGCCCUGGGAGAGACAGUGCUGGAGUGUUACAACUGUGGCUGUAGGAACGUCUUCCUGCUGGGCUUUAUUCCUGCCAAGGCUGACUCAGUAGUGGUGCUAUUGUGUCGGCAGCCAUGUGCAACCCAGUCCAACCUGAAGGACAUGAACUGGGACCAGACCCAGUGGCAGCCCCUGAUCCAGGACCGCUGCUUCCUCCCCUGGCUGGUCAAGGUCCCGUCAGAACACGAGCAGCUGCGGGCUCGCCAGAUCACCGCACAGCAGAUCAACAAGCUGGAGGAGAUCUGGAAGGAGAACCCUAAUGCCACCCUGGAGGACCUGGAGAAGCCAGGUGUGGAUGAGGAGCCCCAGGCUGUGCUGCUGCGGUACGAGGAUGCCUACCAGUACCAGAACAUCCUGGGGCCGCUGGUCAAACUAGAGGCUGACUAUGACAGGAAACUGAAGGAGUCGCAGACCCACUCCAAUAUAACAGUGCGUUGGGACUUGGGUCUGAAUAAGAAGCGGCUGGCGUACUUCACCAUGCCCAAGACUGACAGUGACAUGCGCCUGAUGCCCGGAGACGAGCUCCGCAUCAGGUAUGAAGGAGAGCUUGGGCCAAAGUGGAAGGAGGUUGGACAUGUCGUCAAGGUUCCAGAUAACUACACAGAAGACGUGUGUAUUGAGCUGCGCAGCAAUGCUGGAGCACCUGUGGAUCUAACCCACAACUUUGCCAUCGACUUUGUCUGGAAGUCCACCUCAUUUGACAGAAUGCAGGCUGCCAUGAAGACAUUUGCCGUAGAUGAGACGUCAGUGUCAGGGUACAUCUACCACAAGCUGCUGGGGCAUGAGGUGGAGGAUGUGGUGAUGAAAACUCAGCUGCCCAAACGUUUCUCAGCUCCAGGGCUGCCUGAACUGAACCAUUCACAGGUCUAUGCUGUUAAAACUGUACUGCAGAGGCCUCUUAGUCUCAUUCAGGGUCCUCCUGGUACAGGAAAGACAGUGACAUCAGCCUCCAUCGUGUAUCACCUGGCCAAGCAGAACAACGGCCAGAUCCUGGUCUGUGCGCCCAGCAACAUCGCAGUGGAUCAGCUGACAGAGAAGAUCCACAGGACGGGGCUGAAGGUUGUGCGUCUGUGUGCCAAGAGCAGAGAGGCGAUCGACUCCCCAGUGUCAUUCCUCGCACUCCACAAUCAGAUCCGCAACAUGGAGAGGUCAGAAUGCCUACCUGAACUGCAGAAGCUGCAGCAGCUGAAGGAUGAGACUGGGGAGCUUUCAUCAGCUGAUGAGAAACGGUACAGGACGCUCAAGCGCAACGCAGAACGUGAACUCCUCCAGCAUGCAGACGUGAUCUGCUGUACCUGUGUGGGGGCAGGCGACCCCCGUCUGCAGAAGUUCCAGUUCCGCACAGUUCUGGUGGAUGAAAGCACCCAGGCCACGGAGCCAGAGUGCAUGGUGCCCAUCAUCCUGGGGUGCAAACAGCUGAUCCUUGUCGGUGAUCACUGCCAGCUGGGCCCCGUGGUGAUGUGCAAAAAGGCGGCGCGGGCAGGACUCUCGCAGUCCCUAUUUGAGCGCCUGGUUGUACUUGGCAUUCGACCAAUCAGGCUGCAGGUGCAGUACCGCAUGCACCCUGCUCUCAGCGCCUUCCCAUCCAACAUUUUCUAUGAAGGGUCACUGCAGAACGGGGUAACUGCUGCUGAACGCACCAAGAAAGGGCUGGACUUCCCCUGGCCACAGCCUGAUAAGCCCAUGUUCUUCUAUGCCACCAGUGGACAAGAGGAAAUUGCCAGCUCAGGAACGUCCUACCUCAACAGGACUGAAGCCUCCAAUGUUGAAAAGAUCACCACCAAGUUCCUGCGGGCAGGGGUCAAGCCAGAUCAGAUUGGCAUCAUCACACCAUACGAAGGUCAAAGGGCAUUCGUGGUGCAGUACAUGCAGUUUGGUGGGCAGCUCCACACCAAGCUGUAUAUGGAAGUGGAGGUGGCGAGUGUGGAUGCAUUCCAGGGGCGAGAAAAGGACUUCAUCAUCCUGUCCUGUGUGAGGGCCAACGAGCAUCAGGGCAUCGGCUUCCUGAAAGACCCUCGACGACUUAACGUCGCCCUUACAAGAGCAAGGUAUGGCAUCAUUAUCGUCGGAAACCCCAAAGUCUUGUCCAAGCAACCUCUGUGGAAUAACCUGUUGGUGGAUUACAAGGAACAGAAGGUGCUGGUAGAAGGCCCCCUGAACAACUUGAAGGAGAGCAUGGUUCAGUUCAGCAAACCUCGCAAGCUGGUGAACACGACCAACCCCGGAGGGCGCUUCAUGUCCACGGCCAUGUGGGACGCUCGGGAAGCUCUCAUCCCCGGGGGAGCAUACGACAGGUCUGGGGCCUUCAAUGGAGGUCCGGGCUAUGGCAGUAAUGACUACUACCGACCACACGACCAGAUGAGUAUGAUCAGCAAUGAACACUCCCAGGCAGCAGGCAUGGCCUUACCCAUUCCUGUGGGGAUGUUCAUGCCCCCAGCCCACCCACCGGGACCUUACUACGGGCAGGGUGUCCCAGGCAGACCACCUAUGAAUCGUGGGCCCAACAGGAAGGGUGGGCGUGGUCAGCGGCAACAGAAGAACACCUACAACAGCUACAACUCCAUGCAGAGUCAGUCCAGCCAGGACGCUUCCCAGCCGUUCUCGCAAGGUCCGCUGACCCAGGGUCACCUGUCCAUGUCCCAACCAUCCCAGAUGGGUCAGUCUGGCCUGUCCCAGCCAGGCCUGUCCCAGCCUGAACUCUCCCAGGAUAGCUACAUGGGUGAUGAGUUCAAGUCCCAGGCAGAUGCUGUCUUGUCACAAGACUCCACUUACCAAGGGGACAGGGCAUACCAACAUGCAGGAUUCUCCCAGUAUUGAGGAGUUACCGGAGGAGCAGGAAAGAGAGGAGACCUCCUGAGAUGAGGGGAGGUGUGCUGGCUACAGGAGGGGUGUCACCGCCCACACAGCAUGGGCAUGGACACACCCACAGCCAAUCACAACCAAUGUUACAUCACAGUGGACCAUGUGACUGUCAGAGCAACGACCAGAACCACAUGAUGUUAAACCCUUUCCUAUUGGCUAAUAACAGAGCUUUCAUGCCUUAAAGAAUUGUUCAGGAAGGAAGUCGAUACCUGCUUUGGGCAGUUUAACUUUUCAAAAUGUUUAGCUAAGAUACUGUCAAGCUGGAAAUGUAAGGAGUCAAGGUGUAAAAAAGCAGGUAGUCUCCAUGUGUUUGACAAUGGCCAAGCAGGAUCUGUAUGUAAGAUCCUAGGUCAGACAAUGAACUGAACAUAUCUUUGAAGUAUGAAAGAGUCUUGUAAGUUCUUGUACCAUUCACUGAUCGUAGGCUGUUUCUUUGCCUUUUAGUAAAACAACUUUCCAUAGGGGAGAAACCGUUCCUUCCCUUUGAAGGCAGCAGUGACGUGUCUCUGUUGGGGUACGGCAAUAAUCUACGCCGUAUGGGGUGGAGUACUGAAAGAGAGGUUGUUCCAGAAUGUAGGGGGGCCAUGGGUAAAGACAGAGGAUAACCCAAUGACACUGCUAUAAGACCCAAGUGUGUCAGUAUCAAGAAGGACAGAAAACAGUACAGGGUAACCAGUCUUGUGCCAAAAUGCACAGAGAAAGCUCAAAAUCUCAGCAACUUGUUGUUGCUGACAAGAGGCAUGAGCUGAUCCUGACAUUACCCACCACAGCACAGACGUAACCCAAGCCGAAUACGUCGGGUGUGGGUCAGGAGGUGGGAACUGGACAUCACGACAGAAAACAGCAGCAAGGCGAGGGUAGACACAGAGUCAGGGAGGAGAGACUGCGGCGCAGGUUUUGUAACAUCAAACUGUCAGAUGAUUCUGUUUCCGUGUCAGGGCUCGUGAUCAUGGCCUCCUGUUGGCCAAAAUGCCAAAUAGUAUAAGAGAACAUUACAGCUCACAGGUCAAUAUUUUUGUUAACAUCAAAUCACAUGUAUUAGCGCCCAUGCUAUCAUGUGAGAUCCAAUGACGAUCACAAUACACCACCAGAACCAGUGUACACAGCA